Molecule: messenger RNA, 4268 nt
Organism: Epinephelus fuscoguttatus (brown-marbled grouper)
Lineage: Eukaryota; Metazoa; Chordata; Actinopteri; Perciformes; Serranidae
Gene: wbp1la
Product: WW domain binding protein 1-like a
Exons: 4
Coding region: 110-958 (282 amino acids)
Source: RefSeq, a predicted model, not a curated record
UUAAAGUUUGGCUGGACUUGUUUUGGUCUGGUCAGCCACCGAGACCGACGUUUUGUUGACAAUGUGAUCGUCAAGUAACAGCUGAGUGGUAAAGAAAUAUUAGUGUCAAAUGUUUAUGGCAAUGGGGUCAGUGAAACUCAACGCUGGGCAAGAAAAUUCAGCGACGGCGGCCACAGUCGCAGAGGCCAAGUUGGUGUGCCAGGGAGUAAACAACCAGAGCUACACCUGUGAGUCAGGUCACUGCUGUGGAGAGACACAGUGCUGCAGCUACUACUAUGAACUGUGGUGGUUCUGGCUGGUGUGGGCUCUGAUCAUUAUCCUGACAUGCUGCUGUGUUUGUCAGCACUGGCGCUCCAAGCAGCGUUUCCAGCAGCAGCGCCGGCAGAACGAGAUCAACCUCAUUGCAUACAGAGAGGCUCACAACAACUCUCAGCUACCCCUCUAUCUCAGAUUCUUGCCCACCUACCUGUUGCCAGCCUAUGAAGAGGUAGUUGAUCGCCCAGUCACACCACCUCCUCCCUACACCCCUCUUCAGCCAGCACCUACUCCCACAGACCCACCUGAGGAAUGCCCUUGCCCACACUCAUCAGUCUCUGUCCCUAGUGAUGCUGAUGCAGUACUCCCUGCUACUCCAGAGGUCACGCAGCCCCACCUUCACAGCGCGUACAAUCCCAACAAGGACUCAACGCCGGGCAGGUACCGGCGCUUCACAGGGGAUUCUGGGAUUGAAGUGUGCGAUGGCCAGGAACUUUGGGAUCAGCACAGCUUUUUAGAAAAUGAGGAAGAGACAGAAGAAGAGGGGACAGGACAAAUGGAGGACCCAUGUGAUCGCUGUGGUCCAGAGAUCUUUGAACACAGCCAUAUUGGUGGAGCAGACAUUACUGAAAACACAGAUGGACACACAGCCAUGGAUACAGAGCCCCACAGUCCCUUAGGUAAUCCAAAAGAAUGCCUUUAAUAUCUGCAGUCCUAAAACAAAACUCUGCAGCAGUCUCUUCUGCAAUAUUAUGCCUUUGGUGCUCAGAGGUUUGGCCUGUUUUCACCUGUGUACAUUUGUAACACCAGUGUGUGUGACAGGCCUGAAGACAAAUAUGACUAAAUGUUUUAAUAAUUUGAAAACUGUAAAGCUACAUCAUGCAAUUUCUGGUUUGGAACAGAGUGUGUUUUUUCAUUUUCAAGUCGAAUUUGGACAGUUGCUCACAUUGAAGAGCUGUCCAACUGUCUGCAUUAAAAUUUUCUCCCACCAAGGGGCAGCACUGAUUUUCAUGUUGAUAUACUCGGUUCUUAAAGCUUUGUUCAAAGGUUCCUUGAGUCACAGAUCCUGAUGUAACUUAAGGAGCUGUUGCUCUGUCACUGCAUAGCAUUGGUCUAGGUGAGGGUUCAGCAAUAUAGAGCUAGAGUUUUUUUGCAGAUACUGAUACAUGAAAGUUGUUUUUUUAAAUCCAGUAACCAUAUAGGAAAAGAUACUCGUUUUUUUACAUACAAGCAUAACAUUAUUUUUUUUUUCCCAUAAAGAUGCCUUAAAUUUGAUUCUAAAAGAACUGUGACCAAAAUAUGUACCAAUUAGAACAUUUUGUAGUGAUAAUGUAACUAUGUAAUGUAAUGUAAGCCACCUUAAACAUUUCCUCUGAUACUGAUAUAUCAUUGAUAAGAUGAAAUCAGCCCGCUGUCUAGUGGAAGCUAUGUCUUAAAUAUCUAAGGUUGCAGUAAGCUAUGUAGAGCACUGUAGAAAAUCAUUGAGCAGGACGGCUUUUUUUGCCCUUAAUCCCAAAAUAGACAAUAUUCUUAUUAAGCUAUUUACACGGCUAAUGAAAAUUCCAUUAAUAGUCCAGUUAACAUGCCCUAGCAUGUCAAUGUUUUAUAAAAGGCAUGGCCUCAUUUAUGAUAUAAUAUUUUACAGAGGUAAAAUUAUUAUGGCAGUUACAUCAUUUAUUUACCUAUAUAUAUAUAUAUAUAUAUAUAUAUAUAUAUAUAUAUAUAUAUAUAGGGGCAGCACUGAUUUUCAUGUUGAUAGAAAAUACACUUUCAGCACUGUGGAGAAGGACAGCUCCAACUUAUGAUGUAUGUCAAUAUGGAUAAGUGGAACAACUUGGGCGGCUUGUCAUUUUUUCAAAGUUUUCUCACCAGUGGUGGACUUAUUGGAUCAUGCAAACACAACCUCCCUCUUUCAUUCCCUUUAAAAACCUUGAAAAUCUUUGCAUUGAGAUAUUUCUGGACAUAACAAAACCUGUUGAUAUCCAAGGCUUUCAUAAUGUUAAAAGGUAGAUGUGUCUUCUUCUGACAUGAAUUGUGCGCUUUUCUUUUGCAUCUCUACCCCAGCUUUGCAAACUGUUGGUGAAUUGGUUUGGUUACAACACAUCAAUGACAAUGUACAGAACUGACUAUAAACAGACAAGAGGCUGUGUCGCAAACUGCGGUUAAAAACACCAGUUGAGAUGUAUAUUGUGAUUGCGCUGUAUACAUGCCUAAAGAAUGCUAUUAAAACACGAAUAAUACAGGCAUAUCCCACAUCCCAUCAGAAAAUGUAAAAUUCAGAAUAAGGCCUCAUUCAGAAUAUCUAAAUGGAAUAUGCUAUUUACAUGACCUGCAUCAAAUUCAGAAUACUGGCAUAUUAGGAAUAAUAGUGGAAUAUUAGUGUGCACGUAAACAUAGUUAAUGUCAUGAAGUACCUUAAGUUGUCAGGUAUUAUUGCUGGAUCAGCCCAAACCAGACAAUCCUGGCCGGUUAUUGUAUCCAUAACACUUUCUGCAUAGAUAUACUACAAACUGUAUCAUGAUAAAUAUUAUUUUAAUGAUCUAAAAUUACAAGUAUUGCACAUGUGGGUUUCAUACAUUUUGCCCACUUUAUAACAAGUUAAGUUGAACUGGUAAUUUCAGCUCAGUGCUACGUUUGACAUGAAUGCCCAGUCCAACCAAGCUGAACAGAGUCUAAACUGCAGCUAAAGAGCCGCAGAGGAAUGCCACAUACUAGUGCUCUGUAGUAAUGCUGUAUGUGACACUUAAAACUCACCUGUCAACUUCACUGACAAUAUAAAACAACUUUGCAUAUUGUACUGUAUUCACAUUUACUAUACAUAAGCAUUGCCAUCAUAAUGCCACACAUGGGGACAACAUUCAAGUUCAGAGACCAUAGCUGAGCUGAUGACAGAGCUACAGCCCCUAACUGUCCAUGUUUUUUUGUUGAUCAUAUGAUCAACAAAAAAACAUGAUCAACAAAAAAACAUGGGACGCUUUUAGGACAGUUGUCACAUGAUUGGAGGUUUUGCAAAAAUGUUCUGCAUUUGUUUCUUUGAUAAUAACGCUGACAAUCAGAAAGUGGUAAUUUAGAAACCUAGUGUUUUAUAUAAUCAGUUUUCCAUCAUUUAGAUAAUGUACCAGAUAGUGAAGUCUGAUACAACAGGACUAAUGUUUUACAGACUGUCACACUUGGUAUAGUCAACCAGGACAGGUGAGAAAUGUAUUGAGAUGGUAAAAAAGAAAAGGUAAAUGUGCAAAAUAUUGCUAAAACUCCAAUCAUGGUCAAAUACUGUUUAUAAAAGGGUUUUAAAAAAACUCAAGAUUGAUUUAAUGAUACUGAUUGAAAAUCACCAGCUGCCUAUGCAUUCACUGCCAGCAUGUUUGUAUACAGGAUGGACUCUUAAGUACAUGAUCAGUUUUCUGCUCCCUGCUGAUGAUCAUUAGGUCUAAGGUCAAAGAGUCUUAAGUCAGCAUCACACUGUUAUAUUAGAUGUCAUAGUGCCAUAAUGUAUAGCCUUAUUUAGCCUUUGAAUAGAAAAUAUUUAGGUGAACUUAUUCAUAGCUCUGGAGUAUCUUUGACUUUGAGUUGACAAUUGUAACCCCUCAGUGUACUCUGAUACAAUCAUCAUUCAACCCAUGCCAUUUUAUGCAGGAUUUGGGUUUCUUGAAGUUUUGCCAAAAAAUUCUGCACGUCAGAUCUGGGUUUAAUACUGCACAAUGCCCAAACUCAAUUUGUAAAGACUAUUUGAACAUAUCACCAUCAGUGUGUUUAUUCUGAAAGCACACAGUAUACAAAGGGGAUGACUGACUAUGGUGCAGCUUGAGGAUACACUCCAUGUAAAAACGUGUAAGUCAAAUACAAACCUUUCAGUGCACUGAGGGAACGUUUCUCCAGUUGAGCACUUUUCAACAUUAUGCAGCAUUGAACAGUGGUCUUCAGCACCUGCUGCUACGCUGUAUGUGUACAUAUAUGUGUGUGUGUGUGUGUGUAUAUAUAUAUAUAUAUAUAUAUAUAUAUAUAUAUAUAUAUAU